AUGACCCGAAGAAACAUUCCGCGGGCCAAUAACUACUCUUAUGGACUAGUCAUCUGGAGUGUGCUCUUGUAUUCUGGAGACAUUCCAAGUCAGCGGGGCGUUACAUCAAGACAACAAAUUGCUCUACAAGAAUUAGAAAACAACAAGGACGCGAUAGGAUCGGAGCGAUAUUCUGUGCUACACGGCGCAGUCAGCCAGUGCCUUGAACCGGAGCCCCUUAAUCGCGCGAUGACUCUCUUGCCGCUCUUUCCCGACGGAGAAACCAACAAAAACCGCCUCGUCGCUCAUGCUGAAGAGAUCUCGGCUUCACAAUGGGACGAGAGAGCGGGUAAUCUAGAUCUGGAGAAUCUAGCAAAGCUAUACGACCCUUUCCGCAAACCGAAAUACGAAAGUUGGGAGCCGAACCCUUUCGCAAGCUACUACGCCAAAGAUCUGCUUUCAUCUAUUUUGCAUGGACCUCGGAUAAGGACUACCGUAUCCGAUGCUACAGUAUUGAGCCUGCUUUGCAAUGCAGCAAGCCUUGGCGCGAAAAAUGCGCAAUCCAUGAUAGGCACAAUACACCGCUACUACGAGAUCGACCAGCCCGAAGAAAUCCAACGACAUUAUUUAGCAUGGCUCAAACGUGCGGUCGCCGAUGGCAGCGUGCUUGGAAAGUCAGAGCUGCAAAAGCUUGAUCACGAUGCAUUUUCCGCCAGCAUUGAGCAGUUUCAAAAUUCGGGGGGUUAUAACUGGUUCUAUUUUCACAACAACGAGCGCAUUUACGCCGCGAAAUCAGAUGAGCCGGAAUUGCCUGGCUGGACGACGCUUCAUCGAUUGGCGGCUUGUGGAACCGUUGAACAAAUGGGGGAAUAUCUCGAAACUCCUGCUCGAGAGGACAUCGAAUCUCUCACAUCGAAUGGCGAAACUGCCUUAUAUCUUGCCUCUGCGCGUGGCUGCUGGGCGAUCGCAAAGAAACUCUUGGAUUAUGGUGCCGAUCCCGCAAGGCCUUGCACAACAUUUGGAAUUACCUGUUUACACUGGCUGUUCUGCUUUGAUGAAAACUUUCAGGAUGAGGCAGUUGCCCACUUUUUCUCUCGUGGUGCAGAUAUAGACGCAACUGCACGAGACGAGCUUCCUUUUUGGCACUAUCCCUUUGUACUUCCAGCAGGAACGCCAUUACACUGGGCCGUCGUCACUUCAAGCAGGGUAGCUAUCAGUGCUCUUUUCAACCACGGGGCAGAUGUGCUCGUGCGGGAUGGAUCCAACCCUUACACAUUCGAUAGUCGGGUCCGAUUUACGAACAAAUUCGGAGGCCCAAACCAGGAACCAUACUCAGUUCCGGAGAUCAAGCCCAUGGGCUUAUCAUCGCUGGAUCUGAGCGCAAUGCAGUGGGAUCCUUUUCUAUUUCACCUGAUACGCUCAUCUCGCAAGCAAACCAUCAACAUCAACGCUGUAGACGAGGAGGGUUUCGCCGUGCUUCACCGUCACAGCGCAGAUUACAAACGCAGAACCCGGCUUGGCAACGUCUUUUCAUCCGUACCUUUCAGAGGAACUCGGGAGGAGGCGCGACAAGGGCUUCGACAAAUUGCUGAAAUUGUGCAAGAACUCGGCGGCAACUUUGAUCUCCUGACAACGACUACAACAUCCAAGUCGCAAAGCUACCGCUUUACUGACAUGGUGAAUCAAACUCCGUUAAUGCUAGCCAUGACGCUUGGCGAUGUGGACAUUGUGGAGGCGCUAUUGGAUUAUGGUGCCAACCCAAACGCUGAGGACGAGCAAGGAGCCGUGGCGCUCCAUUAUCUCCCCACAGGUAACGACAAAUAUGGCAUACCAUGUGUCGAGCUUUUAUUGUCGCGCGGAGCAGAUGUCAACCACAGGAGAAAAUUGUGCAUCACGGUGACACCAGUUAUUGUGGCUAGACGCUCGCCUGGUGUUGUCGACACCUUGCUCUCAAACGGAGCAAACAUGGAGGAUAUUGAUGAGUCGGUGGGUUCAUCGGAGUAUGGGCGAAGUUUAUGGACAUCACUGGCCGAGCGCGACAAGCCUUUGGAAUGUGUACAUGACAAUGCGGUGGCCGGACUGCUUGAAAAACACGUAUUAUCCCUAAGUGACGCUGACAGGAUCCAGAAUAUCAUCAACUAUGCAAACCAGGAUGGGCUCACUAUGUUACACCAGUUCGCACGUAGGGGCAUGCACCUCUCCACCAGCACUAUCUUACGGCAUAGGGCCGACCCGAACAAACUCUAUUGUCGCCAAACGUAUGAGUUCCAUGGCAAAGAUAGAAUGAGGGUCACGUUUUCCUCCACUCCUCUCGACUUGGCUAUCGAAGAGCUGGCAAGAAGGGAACGACAGGUGCGAUCGCACAAAGAACAGUAUUCUAGGUUGGAGUAUAAAGAUCUCUGUGACAAGGACCGCGCUGUCAUCGAAGCCUUAAGAAGGUUCGGUGGAACAUGUUCGGAGGUGCCAAAACUUAUGACACCUGUCGACUAGGGCUGGGCCAGGUGGUGUGGUGAUAGAGGUUCUUUGUGACGAUUGCUUACAAUACUCGUCGAAUCCCGGGUGUCACGGCGCUCAGUAACUUUUUGGUCGUGGCAAUUCGGGUCAGGUCGCUUCUGCCUAGGUUGGCGAAAUACUUCCUGAAUUGAUUGGUGAUGGCUGUGUCUGAUAGCUUCCACAAUAGAGAGAAGACAUCAAAAACAAAUCUAUCUUCCUCAGACAGUGGAGCCAGAAAUUCGUCAUAACCACGUGUUAUCGAGAUAGCUGGAUAGUUGGUGUUUAUCCAGGUUCGUCACCAAUGGGCUUAGUCAGGAUAUUUAUGGAUUAAAAAGGGACCAGCGGUAAUGGCAGCCAUUAGGAC
Messenger RNA from Mytilinidion resinicola, 2836 nucleotides. RefSeq names its product ankyrin. The transcript has 2 exons. Gene Ontology annotation, molecular function: protein binding. NCBI's taxonomy places the organism in Eukaryota, Fungi, Ascomycota, Dothideomycetes, Mytilinidiales, Mytilinidiaceae. The record is from RefSeq and is a predicted model, not a curated record. Bases 1 to 2469 code for a protein of 822 amino acids.